CGUCAACGAUUGCGCAUAACUUAAGAGAGGGAUUCGCAACAUUAUUUGCCAGGUGGCUAAAAGUGAUUAGUGCGUGUUGAAGAGAAUUAAAGAUUUCUUUCCAUACCUCUCACAUAGAUGCACCAGCUUAAAAAUGGCCGAUUCAAAUGCUACGGCCGUAAAAAAGACACAACAUGGUAUAGAAUUCCAAAAGCAUAUUACAACACUCUUUGCUUUAGCAUAUAUCGAGGAGGUAAAUCAUGAAAGGUUGGAAUUUAAAAUAACACCAGAGCAUAAAGAUAGCGGAAAAUUCGAUGAUAUCCGCUAUGAAUUCAAAUAUAAAACUGACUUCAAGGAAAACCUAUUCUUAGUUCAAGUCAAACACAGUCAAACCUACCAGUCAACAAUCAAAUUAAACGAUUUUAUCCCAAAUAGAAAAAAAAGCGGACCUGUGAAAUUUAAAACAAACUCUAAAGAACAACCGUUUCUUAUUCAAACAUAUUUCACAUCGUUUUAUGAUCAAAAAAUAUCUGACGCCGAUAUGUACAGAUUGAUUUUAUGUACUAACAACAAUAUAGAUAUUGAUGCUGAAAAAAUUUGGAAUUUAGUUCAGGAACCAGUAGAUACAUUAGAUAACCAUUUAUUAGGAUUAUUCAAAACUGUUCGAGGCAAGUGCUAUCAUCUGAAGUACAACAAAAGCAAUAGUCAAACGCUCACUGAAAUGUUCGAGGAUUGUUCCGAAUCCGCUCGGUUAGCCAAAUUGCUGGUAAACUAUGCGAUAUUGAGUAAAAGAGAAAUAAAUAGGAAAAAUCGCCUUUUCGCAAAAUACCACAAUGCACUCAAGAACAUUUUCGAACUCGUUAAAAAUUCAAAUGAAAAACAAGCAAAAAAAGUAAAAGAAGAAGAAAGAAGAAAUUAUAAGUUUAAGAUAGAUAUACUAACUUCUUCAGGGGAAGUAUUUAUAACCGAGUUUAAAAAAAAUUACCAAGAAGCAUUUGGACUUAACUCGAUAGCUGAUGUUUGGGAACAUUUGAGAGGACAAACAGUGCGUGUUUCAGCAAUGUACAUGCAGAGUAAUGGAGAAUUUGAAUCGUUAUUUCCAAAUGACCGGGUAACACCAGAAAACAUUCAUUCUUUCUGCGAACGAUUUCGCUUAGUAUGUGGUAUAUCAAGUCUUACUGAUUUAAAAGGUAUAUUUGAAACUCAUUUGCAGAAGAGCUCAUUUGCUCGUUGCUUGAAGAACGAUAGUAAUGCUUUUCCUGACAACAGAAUGAUUGAAAACAGUAUGGCAGUACAAGAGAUUCAAAAAAUGGUAGCGGAUUGUUUUAGCUCUCGAGAUAAAGAGAGUUUUGGAUCAAAGGAUGUUAUUGGUUGUCUCAACCAAGCAAGUCUUUCCAUAGAUAUUUUCAAGAAGGACAUAAUUACCAGAGAAAAAUAUUUCAAAUCUAAAUCCUUAUUUAGAAUUGACGAAGAGUGCUUAAAAACAUCGGAAUUAUACAAAGUUAUGAAUGAAAGUUCUUUUCUAAUGUUGAAUACAUAUGAAAUAGAAUAUGGUAGCACAAUUCUAUUCGAUAUAAUUGAUAUACAACGUAAAAAUACCGACCUCUCACUUUUUUUCGAUGCUUCACAUUUUCUUAACAAUCCUGAACAGUUUGCAAACUUUUUCAUAACCUGGAAUUAUACCGCGUGUAUAAUGAUUGUAUACAAUAAUAAAUGUGCUGAACAGGAUAACGUGAAAUUUUUGGAAGAUAUUGCUACAAAAAAGCGUAAAAAUUGGAUUUUUUUAAUCAAUCGAACAGACAAUACCAAUAUAAAGCAUACAACGGCAUUAUCGCAGACGGAUCAAAAUAUAUAUCAGGAAUACAAUACAUCGUUCCACAUUCGAGAUCUUGAAGAAGCGUCACGGGAUAACUUUUUUAGGGAAAAAGUUACUCUAUGUGAUACGAUUAUUCUUGCAGGAGAGAUAUUUAAAAUCGAAUGUAAUUUGUGUUUGUUAGAACAUGUCAUAGAGCAAAUAAACCGCGGAAAACAAAUGGAAGCGCCUAUUGAGCGGGAAUAUGAGAAAAUAAUGAAAGCCAACUUUGUAGAACGUUAUUGUAUGCAAAAUACGAAGCAAGAGAAUGCCACUCAUGAAACAGAUGAGAAACAAAUACUUGAAAUAAAAGAGGUAAUAAGCGAAACUCAACAGAAGAAAAUGUCUAGUGGCGAAUUGGUAGCACAUUUGAAGAAAUUCAAAAUAGUAAAUGAAAUUUUUGAAACAGAAUCGAAUUUGAACGAUGCAAGUCCAAAGAGUCAGAAUGGUGUAGAAGAACAGGCUAACAAAGUCAUCAUAGUAAAAGAUGGCAAAAAACGGGGAAAAUCUACAUAUCUUAAAUGGUUAGCUAGGAAUUUGCGUCAACAAAACAGGGAAUCGUGGAUUACAUUCUGUAACCUUAGCGAUCAUUCAAUUAUAAGUAGAAUCAUUGAUGAAAACCCUACAAACGGUGAAGAAACUGAAAGCAGAGAUUUGAGAAUAUUAUAUCAACUGAUAUGUUUAUGCCUUGGUAAAUUACCACCGGAUUGUAUAGGGAAGAAUGCUUUCACAAAUCCAAAAGUAAAUUCAAGUGAAAAUUUCAAAGAAAAUGCAACUUUAGAUGGUGUAGUAAAGUUUCUAGUAUUUCGCCAACAGUUGCAUAAAAGUAAAUUGGUGUUGCUGUUCGAUGGGUUAGAUGAUUUAAAAAGUCCUGUCCAAAAAAAGGUGUUGAAACUUCUUAGUAGCCUUGCGAAAUUGUGUGGAGUUUGCAAAUUAUAUAUUACAAGUUGCGAUAGUGAUGCAAUAGAAAGUGUUUUCAAACAAACUUUCGAAUUUACUUUCCCAAUUGCGAGUUAUCAAUUGCAACCACCAUCGCUAAAACAAAUAGCUGCUAUGUUGCAUAACAUGUUUGAAUCGAAAUUCCAAAAUGAUCUCAAGAAGGAAGAAAAAUUUGCUUAUUUAAAAUUGUUGUGUUUAACCAUCAUAAACCGAUUUGGCGAAAAUAGAAAUAAUCUCUUCGAAUUUAUGUAUUCAGUGAAUAGUAUUAAGAGUCGUGCUGAUCAGUACAUUAAUAAUUUAGGCAUCGUAAAUGUGGAAAUGUUAAAUGCUAUGUUAGAAAAAAUGCAAAUUGCAGAUAUAUUGAAAAUUGAUGAUGAAGAAGAAAAGCUGAUUCAUAAUCUUAAAAGAGUAAAUUUAAGUAAAAAACGUCGACUGCAACCAUAAAAGAUUAACGUCGUUCGUCAAUGUUAAAAAAUAUAGUUUGAGGCAAAUGAACUUUUGUCAAGUAGAACAUUUUUUAUACAACUGGUGUAUCAUAAAUGUGUAGGGAAGCAAACACAAGUUCGGAUUAGUGAGAUAUUUCGUUUUACUACGCAGAAUCACUAACAAGAUAGGACGAAUUAAAAGCUUUGCAAAUUAUUUUGCGAAGUCAGUUAAAUAGCUGACAUUCCUGAACAACGAAAAAGCAUUGUACAAGACAGAGGCCAAACCAUUUAUUUACUACUUAUUAUGAAUAUUAGCAAUCCUGCUUAGCUGUUCAUAUCUUCAUUGCUACCUAGCAACUUAGCGAUGUUCAUGGUGUCGGAUGAUCAACGCAUCGUCGGAAUAAAGGUCAGCGAACGGAUCGUAGUGCCAUGCGAAGCCAGCAAAUUAUUUAUCACUCACGCCUCCAAAUUUCCACAUCUAAAACCCUACAAUUACUGAUCAUCGGUGGUUCCGAGCCACAUGUUACAUGCGUUGAUAUGUUAAUAGUGAACAUGAUGGUGGACUCGAAUGAACGUGGGGGCUGCUUAACGGCCCGAACGAUGCUAACCGCGGUUGUAGCAACCUGUUGCUGUGGGAUAUUAUACCAGCUAUUUUCAACUGUGAACAACUCAUUGACUAUCAAGUUAGAAUAAUUAUAUUUGCAAGCAGACGCUGUUUAAUCCCCCGCUGUUUAGGAACAAGUUAGAAGACAUCAUUGUACCUUAAAGGACACUUCUGGCAGGCUACGUUCAACGCCGCCAGACUACUGAGAGGCUAUCACGUAAUAUUUCUGUUCGUGGUGGAUUAAGCGGACUACGUUUGUAAAAUCUACAAAACCAGCUCCAUGCUCUCGGCUCCAUGAUUAUAUACGACCCAAAAUACCUAAGAUCCAGAGGAUAUAAGCCGCUGCAUUGAACCACCAAUGCUACCAUCAGGCUACUAUACCUUCGACUACGCUAUCGCAUCGAAUACUCGCUGCCUUGCCAAGCAGCGAAAAGAAAAAUUGAAAAAUGGACAGCACACUCCAAACGACUCCGGCCAUCCAUGCUACAAUAGAACAAACGCAUCCAUCCAGUCGUGAACGAAGGCGGAAGCGGGAGCAGCAGCAACAGCGGCGGACAGGAGCCGAGAGCGGGCACAGACGAUACUCCUGUGGUAGCGGAGAUGGAGUACGGUAGCAACGGCUCAAGGGGCCAGUCGCUAUAUCCGAUGAACGCAUAGCAUCCUCCUAGAAGUGGAACCAUGGGUGACACGGGGGCAUGGCUCGGUGGAUUUCUGACGUGGAGUUGACGCCUCAAUCGCAGCCCAGGCGGUCUUACAGCGUAGCAGCAAGGGGCGCAGUAGUGGCAGGUAUGCGACCUCGUCACAGAGGACGGAGGGGAGCGUCUGCCUGGUCAAGAGCUGGCGCGGUUGCCAUGGUAUACCCCGACAGGCGUGUGCGGAAGGGCGUAGGGCAGCUGCGACUGCAGCAACAAAUAAGAGUGUUGCGUGCCCUAGAGCGACAGCGGUGCAGUGAUCUACAGGCGGCGGCACGCUACAAGGCGGCACGAGCGCGCCUUAAGCGAUGAAGAAAAGAAGGGAGUAGGAGCAGAGCAGUUCGGCUAUUGCUAGAUGUUGCGGGGGCAAAUCGUACCAGAAACAAAGAGGCAGAGCUAGUCAGGAACUGGAUAGCGGUAGGAAGAAUACAGACAGAGCCGAAAUACGAACAAGGGCCAACGCAGAGGCCCGCGGCCCCCUCGAUAGGCCUUCACGGGCCUCUAGCAGCCACCGGAUGCUGGCAAUGCCAGCAUAGGAGGGUGCCUUAGAGCGAUGAUCGUCUUGUAAAUAUAGAUCUGCAAGUUAAUAAAUGGUCAGUCUUAAUAUAAAAAAGUCGUAAACGAAGCUUGGAAAAUAUGUAACAGUAAUUUAAAAACGACGUGUGGCAGAUGAG
Anopheles darlingi is the source of this 5165-nucleotide messenger RNA. RefSeq lists its product as uncharacterized. Lineage: Eukaryota; Metazoa; Arthropoda; Insecta; Diptera; Culicidae. The record is from RefSeq and is a predicted model, not a curated record. The transcript is spliced from 3 exons. The coding region runs from base 134 to 3214 and encodes 1026 amino acids.